CAAUUGCUCAUGAGCAAAUUCUGUCCUCCCACAUGCCAAAGUAUUUCUCCCCACGCAGAGAAUCCCCAUGCAUCAAAGCCUGCGCUUCCUCUUCAAUCCAAAACAUUUAGCCGAGGGGCGUUCUUCUUUGUCUGCAGAGCCCUCUGCAUAUUGUCCUCAUAACCAAAUAAACACAGCUGCCAAUGGCUCUUGGAGAGACACACUCACACCCCAUAUACGGAGCAAACACAAGAGAAAAAAAAAAAAAAAACCCAAGAAACAGACCCUCUAUUUGGCAGGGCCGAGCCUUCCCUCUGCUCGAGCAGAUACGGUGAAAUCGCACCAUCGGCCUCCCUCUUUUCUCUAGACGGACCACCCUCCGCUGUCCUCCUAGCGGACGGCGAUCGCUUUGUGCCACAGCUGAGCGCAGGAGGCCCGAGCUCCCAAUGAGCGCAGACACAGAGGGAGACUAGAGAGCGAGAGGAGGAGAAUGGAGAGCGUGAACCUGUGGGGGGAACUCGACUGAGACGUCAAGCCGGGUCGUACCUGCGCCUCCUGGACCGCCGCACACACUCGCACAGAUCUUUAGCUUUUUUGGUGAUAAAGAGAGGAGGAACCAUGGGACCUGGAGCCUGGCGCCUGGUUAUUCUGUUCGGCCUGUCCUUGUGGAGCAACAGCCAAGCCCUCACCAAGCACCCUAUCCUCUCCCGGAUCCGAAGAGCUCCAGAGGCCAGCGGUGAAGCCAAGAAGUGCUCCUACACCUUCCUGGUCCCUGAGCAAAAGAUCACGGGACCCAUCUGUGCCGCCCGUGGUUAUUCAACCGACAAGGACCGAGUGACGCGCCUGGACGUGGCUGCCGUGCGAGACCUCCUUUCAAAGCAGCGUCGGGAGAUGGAGACCUUGAGGCUGGUGGUGGAUGUGGACGGCAACCUGGUGAACGAGAUGAAGCUGCUGAGGAAAGAGAGCAGGAACAUGAACUCCCGAGUGACCCAGCUCUACAUGCAGCUGCUGCACGAAAUCAUCAGGAAGAGGGACAACUCGCUGGAGCUCGCGCAGCUGGAGACGCGCGUCCUCAACGCCACCACCGAGUCCUUGCGCUUGGCCUCCAGGUACAGGGAACUGGAGGCCAAAUACGCAGCCCUGUCUGCGGUAGUGAACAACCAGUCGGUCCUGAUUGGGGCUCUGGAGGAGCGUUGCAUGCAGGUCUACAGUCGAAGGCAUGAGCAGCCACCCCUGGGACCUCCACUUGUGCAGGUGGUGCCCGAGAACAUUCCUGUUAACGUGCCACGUUUCACCAAUGAGAUCCAGAGGGACAACACCCGAGCCUUCGGGAGGGGCUCCCGCUCCGGGCCAUCACCCACGGGUGGCACCCUGGAAGUUCAGAAACCUCCACAGAGAAACUUCAGUGCUGAAGGCCCGUUCAGAGACUGUCUGGAUGCACAGGAGGCCGGCCAAAGCACCAGCGGCAUGUACCUGAUCAAGCCAGACGAAACAGAGAGGCCGGUGCAGGUCUGGUGCGAACAGGAUAUAGACAACGGGGGCUGGACCGUGAUCCAGAGCAGGAAAGACGGAUCCGUUAACUUCUUCAGGAAUUGGGAUAACUACAAGAGCGGCUUUGGCAACAUAGACGGGGAAUACUGGCUCGGUCUGGAAAGCAUCUACAAGCUGGGGAGGCAGGGGGAUUACAAGCUGCUUGUGGAGCUGGAAGAUUGGAUGGGCAAGAAGGUCUACGCUCAGUACAGCAGCUUCCAUCUGGAGCCCGAGAGCGAGAGUUACCGCCUGCGGCUGGGAACCUACCAGGGCAACGCCGGGGACUCCCUGACAAGCCACAACGGCAAACAGUUCACUACCCUGGAUCGCGACAAGGACGCCUUCUCAGGUAACUGUGCCCAUUUCCAUAAAGGAGGCUGGUGGUACAACGCUUGCGGCCAAGCCAAUCUCAACGGUGUCUGGUACACCGGAGGUGUCUACCGCAGCAAAUUCCAAGAUGGCAUAUUCUGGGCUGACUACGGCGGGGGCUUCUACUCUAUGAAGACUGUCCGUAUGCUGAUCAGGCCCAUAGACUGAGGAGAUACUUUAAGUCAGGUCGGUCGACGGGCGACUGUGGAGGCCGGGGCAAACUUGAACCUCAUUCUUAAUCGUGACCGGACAGUACAUCGGCACCCUACAUAACAGAACUGCACCAGUGGAGAUUACCAGCCAUCAGGAGUGACUUGUGCUGCCUCCUGUAACAGACAUGGACUCUGAACAUUGCUCUCUUUAUAUUGUAAUAGAUGCACACGUAGGGGGAAUCAGAGGACAUGACUAUUUAUAGUAAGCUAUACUGCUCCUUUAACCAGCAAACACAUGUGACGGUGAAGGGAAAUUAAAGAAUCGCUGCCAAAACUGUGCAGCUAAAUGAUGCAAGCUUUCUAUCUGACUAAGAGACCGCAGUGUUUUCCUCAUUAGUAGGUCACCCCAUGGAGAGGAGGCGCCACGUCCUUACAGAACUUUUGGUAUCGAUUACUCUUAUAAGCUACAGCGUCAUAGAUCCUGAACGCAGCUCCUGCCUCGCCAAGAUAAACAUGUGGGGAAACAUUCGUACAUGGUAUUUAACUUGUGCUGUUGGAAGCUGGAAAAUACGUUUCAUUAAGACCUAUAUAGUUGUAUUUAGACUCUGUAUCCACGUCUAGCUCUGAAAAGGCCUUAAUGAAAUGGAAAGAGCGAGUAUGUCUCAUGUACAUUUGAUUAUACAAAAAAAAAACA
This is a messenger RNA of Acanthopagrus latus (yellowfin seabream), 2724 nucleotides long. Its product is annotated as angiopoietin-related protein 1-like. The transcript is spliced from 6 exons. NCBI's taxonomy places the organism in Eukaryota, Metazoa, Chordata, Actinopteri, Spariformes, Sparidae. Gene Ontology annotation, biological process: cell surface receptor protein tyrosine kinase signaling pathway. Bases 598 to 2046 code for a protein of 482 amino acids. The record is from RefSeq and is a predicted model, not a curated record.